GUGGCGGGGCGCGCGCGCUGAAGGGCGCGUCCGUGCGCUGAAUCAAGAGAGCGAGGAGCAGCAGACUGCAGCACAGCUCAUUCAAUUCACACCCAGACGCCGACUCACUCAGAGACACAGCCAUGGCCUCCGGAGUUACAGUGGAAGAGAAUGUGCUGACAGUCUUCAAUGAGAUGAAGGUCCGCAAAGCGCAGGCCAAUGAAGAGGAGAGGAGGAAGAGGAAGAAGGCUGUCCUGUUCUGCCUGAGCGAGGACAAGAAGAAAAUCAUCAUGGAGGAGGGCCGUGAGAUCCUCCAGGGAGAUGAGGGAGAUCCCUACCUCACCUUUGUCAAGAUGCUCCCCCCUGAUGACUGCCGCUACGCCCUGUAUGAUGCCACAUAUGAGACCAAGGAGACCAAGAAGGAGGACCUGGUUUUCAUCUUCUGGGCCCCUGAAAAUGCUCCACUUAAGAGCAAGAUGAUCUAUGCUAGCUCCAAGGAUGCCAUCAAGAAGAAGUUCACAGGUAUCAAGCACGAGUGGCAAGUGAACGGUUUGGAUGACAUCAAAGACCGAAAGACCCUUGCUGAGAAGCUCGGGGGAUCAUCAGUGAUCACUCUUGAAGGGAAGCCUCUGAAUGAUUGAGGCCAACGCUUUUGAGGGGUAUAGCUGUUCAUUCCGACAUUGGUGGGGCAGGGGGGCUUAGCAGGAUUGUUUGCAGGGCUGGUGGGUGGGUUCUUGUGGGUGGGGAGGGUUGGUUGAAAGUGACAGUUUCCAAACUCCACAAAAAGUAGGCUGUCAUUCCAGUUCACACAUACAAAGAACAAAACACAAAAGAAAAAAGAUCUUAAAAAAAUAAUUUAAAAAAUGAUGAAGGAUGAUGAUUAUAAAAACAAAAUAUAAUUGUAAAUGUGCAGACAGGUUUUUGUUCUUUCCGGGUUCCGCUUGACUGAAGGGAAAGGAUGAGACUGAACAGCAACCGUUACUAUUCAACUAUCAAAUCUACAGAAUACUGUUCAUACCUUAAUUAUACAAUGAAGGUUUUUUGUUUUGGUUUUUUUUUGUUUUUUGUUUUGGUUUUUUUUGCCAAACUUCUGGUUAAGUUUAAGUAUGUGUAGAGUUGAGACUAGGUGUAGUACAAAACAGUUUACUUCAGGAGUGGAUGCACAAUAAGUAUCAAUAAUAGCAUUUUGGGGUCACAAUUACUCUCCUUCCCCCUUUUUUUCCUUUCUUUCUUAUUUUGAAAUUCCAAGUGGCUUUUAAUGAUUCCAGCUCUUAUUUGCAAACAUUUCCAAAACCAUGGCACUUGUGUCAAGAAAUUUAAACACAUUCCUUACACAUGUAAAAAUUCUGGAUCUGGUGGCUCGGAUGCCUGCUGAUGAAUUGGUUUGAUUGAAGGCAGAAUGGGAUGAAGGAAAGAUGGGCAGCGACGUAUUUGAACAGCCUGUGUACAGAGCUUUGAAGGAUAUUGGAUAGUGGAUGUUUUGUAUCGUCUCCUUAUCUCUAAUAAAAAAGGCACUAAACUAC
This is a messenger RNA of Colossoma macropomum (tambaqui), 1502 nucleotides long. RefSeq names its product cofilin 1 (gene cfl1). Gene Ontology annotation, cellular component: cytoplasm; actin cortical patch; actin cytoskeleton. Gene Ontology annotation, biological process: cell motility; actin filament fragmentation; actin filament severing. NCBI's taxonomy places the organism in Eukaryota, Metazoa, Chordata, Actinopteri, Characiformes, Serrasalmidae. The coding region runs from base 123 to 620 and encodes 165 amino acids. Gene Ontology annotation, molecular function: actin filament binding. The transcript is spliced from 4 exons. The record is from RefSeq and is a predicted model, not a curated record.